Racocetra persica is the source of this 654-nucleotide messenger RNA. The record is from the annotation of a GenBank genome assembly. NCBI's taxonomy places the organism in Eukaryota, Fungi, Glomeromycota, Glomeromycetes, Diversisporales, Gigasporaceae.
AUGGCGUUUCGCGCAGGAGGUAGUCUAUUUAUGCCAAAUAUGAAUAGCAUCGUAAGGAACUCGUGUGGUUACGCGCCUACCGUAUUUGCCGGAAAGACUGAACAAAUGACAAAAGUGUGCGAGUAUUUGGAAGAGAAAGGGUUCAUGCCAAAAGAACUGGUUAGGAAUGAAGUAACUUGGUUUUAUGGUAACCUUGGUAUCGAUGAUACGUAUUUCAGUUUAGAAAGUGCCGAAACUAUCGCUAACCAUAUAUUGGCCUUAUAUGGUGCUAAAAUUUUUGCAUUCACAAAAAAUGAAAAUGUAUUGGAUAUUAAUCUUGAACGAGAGACUGAUGAAACAUCCGUAUACAUUCAUACUUCUCGUCCUGGUGUCUCUCAACUAUCCGGUCCUCAAUAUGAAAGAAGAAUUGAUGAAAAGUUUCUAGACAUUAGUACUACUACCAAAGCUUAUCGUCUAGAAUCUUACCGUUCUCAAGGAAAUGUCUCCUCUGGCAUGGAUACUCAACUUCGUUGUUACUUUGUAACAAAAUGUAAUUUCGUAAAAACUGAUCCAACCCCUGAAGAGGAAACUGAUAUUCAUAUUGUCGGUGAUAAAACUUUCUUAGAAAAAGCUACUGAUAAUACUUUGGAUAUUUAUCAAAAUGUUAUGAAAGCC